This is a messenger RNA of Gekko japonicus, 9113 nucleotides long. It is a transcript of the gene ZZEF1, whose product is annotated as zinc finger, ZZ-type with EF-hand domain 1. Gene Ontology annotation, cellular component: postsynapse. NCBI's taxonomy places the organism in Eukaryota, Metazoa, Chordata, Lepidosauria, Squamata, Gekkonidae. The annotation marks the transcript as partial. Gene Ontology annotation, biological process: regulation of synaptic plasticity; protein ubiquitination. Gene Ontology annotation, molecular function: ubiquitin-like protein ligase activity; zinc ion binding. The record is from RefSeq and is a predicted model, not a curated record. The transcript has 55 exons.
CCGGCCGCCGUGUUGCUGGGCCAGGCGCGGCUGCGGGAGGAGGCGGCCGCCCGGCUGCGCGAGGCGCCCUCGGCCGAGCCGCUGCUCUCCCGCCACCACGGCGCCCUGGUGCGCUGGCUGGAGGAACGCCUGGGCCGCGGCGAGCAGGUCGUCAGCAUCGAGCAGCUCUGCGAAGCCCUCGAGAGCCGCGCCGGGCCCACGCAGGGCGCAGCCGCCGCCGCCGCCGGCGGGGGGACCGGAGGAGGAGGAGCCGCAGGGUCGGGGGCCGCCGCCGAGGAGCGGGCGAGGAACGAAGAGGUCAGUGCGGGGGCUGGGGGUGCGGGGAGCGCCGGCCUCGGGUCCUGGGCCCUCCCCGUGUCUCUCUCCGGACGGGCCCGAGCCCGGAGGGCGAACACGGGCCCUGCGAGCCAGACGCCGCGCCCGCUUGUGGCUCCUGGGAGAGCUUUGCGUCAAUCAAGGCGGCAGGCCGCGGGGUUUGAUACCGAGGGAGAUGGCACGGUGGAUGUGGAGAAUAUGCUGGAGCUUCUCAAGACCUCCAGUGGAGCCAAUCUGCAAGGAGAGCUUAGUCAUGUGAUCAGGCAGCUGCAGGCCUGUUCACUUGUUCCAGGUUUUAUAGACAUAUUUUCUGAAUCGAAGGAGUGCCGUAGCCUUCAUGCUUCCAUGCUUCUGAGAUUCCUGCACCGGAACCGUAUCGCCAGCUCUGUCAUCCCAUAUCCAGUUUUGGAGUACUUCAACAACAUUUGCAAUAUGCGUUCUUCUGUACUGAAGGAUUCCUUAGAUCGGCUUAUCUUAAAAGAAAAAGAAUGCCCUAAUGACUUAAACGGAAACCAGGAGUUGGACAAACUUAAAUCUGUUUCCAAGUGUUACACUCACAUAGAAACCUCCUCCAACUCAGCUGAUAUUGACAAAAUGACCAAUGGGGAAACUUCCUCCUUCUGGCAGUCCGAUGGGAGCGCCCGUUCACACUGGAUACGUUUAAAGAUGAAACCAGACGUCAUUCUGAGGCACCUCUCCAUUGCAGUUGCAGCGAACGACCAGAGUUACAUGCCGCAGCAAGUCACAGUAGCAGUUGGAAGGACUGCCAGCAAUCUUCAGGAGGUCCGCGAUGUUCACAUUCCAAGCAAUGUCACCGGCUACGUGACAUUGUUGGAAAACGCUAACAUUAGUCAGAUGUAUGUGCAGAUAAACAUCAAACGUUGCCUUAGCGAUGGAUGCGAUACCAGAAUUCACGGGCUCAGAGCUAUCGGCUACCAGAGAGUGAGGAAGGGCGGGGUCUCGGUCUGUGACGCUUCAGCGAUCUGGUACUGGUCGCUCUUGACUUCCUUGGUGACGGCUUCCAUGGAAACAAAUCCAGCGAUUGUCCACACCAUCUUGCAAAAUACCCAGAAAGCCCUGCAGCAUAUGCCACCACUGUCUCUGUCGCCCGGUUCCACGGACUUCUCAAGUUUUUUGUCUCCUAAUGUUUUGGAAGAAGUAGACAGUUUCCUCCUCAGAAUUACCAGUUGUUGUGCUUCUCCGGAGGUAGAGCUCACAACGUUGGCAUUUGCUCUCGCCAGAGGGAGCAUUGCUAAAGUGCUGAGCUCACUCUGCACGAUUUCUGACCAUCUGGAAACGCCGUACAAAGCUGCAUCUCUCAUCGCUUCCAUGGCCACAGUCCGACAAAACCUGCUCUAUAAAUAUGGAACGCCUCUGCGGCUGACUUUGCAAGCCUGUGACGUCAAAGGAAAGGAGGACAAAUCCGGACCCGAAAACCUCCUUGUGGAGCCUUGGACGGGGGAUGGCUUCCUUACAGAGACUGGGAAGACUCGGGCAAGCGUGAUCCUUUCUACGGGGACGGAUUCAGCUUUCCAGGUCACACAGAUCAGAAUAAAGGUGCGGAGAGGAGCCAUCGGGGCCCGGUGUGGGUUAGUGUUUGCUUAUAACUGCUCUUCAGAAAAAUUUCACGCAGAGGAGCAUUUUAAAAGAUUUGAAAACUAUGACAAGUGGAAGCUAGAGGACUUCCGGCAGUUUUUAAAAAUCAGAAGCGGCACUUCUCGUGACGAACUGGGAGAGGAGGAUCCUGUUGGCUGGUUUGAAAUGGAAGAGGAAUGGGACGAAGUGGAAGUCAAGAUGCAGCAGUGCAGAAUUUCCCAAUAUCUGAUGGUCAAGUUCCUGUGCACAAGGCAAGAAAAGGCCGAGAGGCUUGGAGUGCAAGGUUUGAGUCUCUUUGGGUACCUUCGGCCUGCGUUAGCAGAGCCCAGCAGAAGCAUGAUUUGUGUGAAGUGCGGCAAAACAAAAGGAGAUACCGUCUGUGGAACGACUCUUCUCCUAAAGACUCUGUGUUUCAUCCAACAGCUUGCACAGGAUUUGGCACAGAAGAAAGAGAGUGGUCUAAGGUACAGAUCAUACCUGGAUUUUGGAGGCCUUGAUUUAAACCUGUUUUGGGAUUUCUACAGCAGACUUCACCAAAACCCACGCGAGGAGUGCAUUGAAGCCCAAACCAUGAUACUGCGGCUUCUGCAGAGCUGCUUCUCAGUGCUCACUGCAGACAGCAAAACCACAAAUUCUCAGGAAAACGCACAGAGCAAAAAGCCUGACGGCACACAAGCAGCUGAGGCACUCUACAAGCAUCUUUGUGAAGUGGUAGACAGGAGAGAUGGUGAGUCCAUGCCACUAAAGAUCUUGAAGCGGGAAGUCAACAACACACUACUCAACGGCGCAGCCAUCUUCUUCCCCGAGAGGCAUACCCGACGGGAGCAGCUCUUUGCAAUGAUGAAAAACAUCACCGAGCAGGAACACAAGCCAUCUGCCCAUCUCGCUUUCAAAUCCCUCUGCACAUAUUUCAGCGAUCAGGAUCCUGGUGGACUUUUGCUCUUACCAGAGAAGGGAACUUCUGCAGACCUGGAUGUUGGUCAAGUGCUAUCAGUGAUGGAGACUCUUCUGUUGGUGGCAUCGAGAGAGUGUGACAUGCUGAUGUUGGGUAUGGCCCAGCAAGACAGCAGUUCCGUCCUCUCAUCCUUAUUCUGGUCUGUACAAGGCAGCCUCCUUUCCUGGUGCUACUUGCAGCUCAAAGGCAGUGACUCGGCACCAAAGAACCUCGCCACAGAAAUCCUUACAAAAUAUGUACAGCUGUUCCUGUCAAGCAUCAGGAAAAUUUUAGAAUCUCUCCUGGCCCACCAUAAUGGAAAGAUCAUAAUGGAAAAAUUAAGCAACUCUGUCUUUGCGAUGGUAACUCGCCAGCUGAUGACCGUCCUGCAGGACUUCUGCGCUUUAGACAUUCCACACUGUGCCCUGCUGCAGGAUAUCAGCACCUUGACAAAGCAACUGAACGACCUGUCGAUGGAGCCUGGAGAGAAUCAGGAUAAGGUGGACCUGGAUAGCUGGCAGCAAGAGCAACCAGUGGUGCUGCGAACAUGGACUAUGGAAUCGCCCCAUAACUAUGACAACAACUGCCAUGAUGUCACUGUCUUCCUUUGUCCGGGGGCAACUUACUUCGAGGUGGAAUUUGACGAACGAUGUGAAACGGAGAGGAGGUAUGACUAUCUGGAGUUUACCGAUGCCAGAGGAGCAAAAACUCGGUAUGAUACAAAAGUUGGCACAGACAAGUGGCCCAAGAAAGUGACCUUUAAGGCUGGCCCACGGCUGCAGUUUCUCUUUCACUCUGACAGCAGUAACAAUGAGUGGGGCUACAAGUUCUCCGUCACGGCAUAUGGCCUGCCGGACAUCGCUGUUUCUUGGGGCCUGGAUCUGCAACUUCUCGUGGCCAGGCUUAUGGGACGCUUGGCUUCUCAGAGUAUGGUGCUGAAGUCUGUACAGGGAAAUGAAACAGAACUGUCUUCUGCAAAAGUGACAGCUGUUCUUAAUUCUCCUCUCUGGAAACCUGUCUUCAGGCAGCAGACGUGUCCCGAACAGGCUCUGGGAGCAAGUGUGCCUGGCCAAACUAACCAAGGCAACACAGAGGGCCUCAACUCUCACGUCAGUGACUGUCAUAAAUUUCUCCUUGAUUUCGCAAAAUCAGACCCUGCCCAGGAGUUCAGUGGGCCAAACUCUGAGCUUUUCAAAGGACUCAUACAGGCAUGUAAAAAGCAGGCCCCCAAGAUCACCAGCGGAGGCAAAGCACUUUUGAGUGAUGAGUUUGCACAAGUAUAUUCCCUAGCUGAUGGGAUCAGAAUAUGGAUGCUAGAAAUGAAGCAGAAGUCCCUCGUGGACCAGGGAAGUGACCGGGAAGAGAAGCCGGCUGGGGAGGCAAGCGAGGUGAACCCAGAAACUCUUGCACAGCAGUGCAUCCAGAAGAGCCUUUUAUUGCUGAAUUUCCUACCCGCAAGGACCAAGGCAGAAAGCCAUGACUCCGAUAGCAUGGAGGACUUUGGACAGUGCCACAAAGACAAGCGCCGAAGGACAAGCUCUGUGAUCGAAGCGGACUUUCAGGCUGCAGAUGCAGCACCUGCCUGCAGGAUGACCGGUUCUGCCUCCCCAGAGGGCAGUCAAGCAGGAGAUGUAAGAAAGCAAUCCCCGGAUUCACCACAGGCAGAAAAAGCCUCGGCCUCCCCAAGCAAACCGCUCGAUAGCGGUGCCUCGCAGCCAGAUGACGCCUCGUCCCCUCCCUCCACUCCCACACGCAAGCCUCCGUUUAGCCGUGGAAGGCUACGGCUUCUCUCUUUCCGUUCGAUGGAAGAGCCCAAAGCCACACCCAGCAUCAAGGAGAAAUACCCUAUCCUGAAGCAUGUCUUAGAUUUCAUUAAGGACCCGUCUCUUUGUCACGGAAGUGUGUUGGAGGUUCUUGCUUUAAGAAAAGCUCAAGCCAAAGAUAUCUUGGAAGUCCUGAAGACAAUUCACCAGUGCCUAAAAUCUCUCGGCCAACCUCACUGUUUCCUCCCACGCUGCAUUCUUUUUCUGUUGGAACUCCUUGCUUGCCAAAAAGACUUCACAAAUUACUUCGGACACCUCGAAGGUUGCGGUGCUGAGCUACAUCAAGAAAUACGGGAAUCUUACUACCAGCUGCUUUUCUUUUUGGUCGAUGCCGUCAAAGGAUUUAGCAGCCUCGAUGAUGACAAAUCACUGCUCCCUGCCUUGUCCUGUGUGCAAGCAUCCAUCCUUCACCUCUUGGAUAUGGGUUGGGAGCCCCGCGACCUUUCCUUCUUCAUUGAAAUACAGCUGCCACAGCUCCUCAUGACCAUGUCACAGGAAAACAUAAGUACCUACGACAGUAUCAUUUGUCAGUGGAGCGAAGAAGACGAAAUUGCAGACUACAGACAGAACUCGGAGUGGAUGGAUGAGUGCCAAGAUGGAAUCUUUGAGGCCUGGUGUGACAAGAUAAGCCAAGCGGAUCCAGAGAAGCAGAGAAAGAUGCAUAUGUUCAUUGCCCGCUACUGCGAUCUGUUGCAUGUCGACAUAUCGUGCGAUGGGUGUGAUGAGAUUGCGCCCUGGCACCGUUACCGCUGCUUGCAGUGCAAUGAUAUGGAUCUUUGUAAGACAUGCUUCUUGGGUGGAGUGAAACCCGAAGGUCACGAGGACAGCCACGAAAUGGUUAACAUGGAGUAUGCCUGCGAUCACUGCCGAGGGAUCAUCGUGGGCCAGCGUAUUAAUUGUAACGUGUGCGAAGACUUUGACUUCUGCCUCGGGUGUUACUCUGCCAAGAAGUACUCUGAUAGCCACCUUCCCACCCACAGCAUCACGGUGUAUCCGAUGGUGACCCUUCGACUCAGUAAUCAGCACAGGCUCAUCCAGCCGUACCUCCACAACUACUCCUGGCUGCUGUUUGCUGCUUUGACGCUCUACAGCGCGGACUUGGCAAGCGGCGAGGAAGUGGCAGGCGAGGCGCUUGACCCCGCGGUGGUCUCCCACGCCCGAGCCCUGCAGCAGGAGUGCAUUCGCCUUAUCGGGGAUUGCCUGGUGAAAGCCCAGCAUGGAAAAGGUGUGAAAGCUCUAGCUCUGCUCAACGUGUUCCCAGAGGGUGAAUCUUUGUCUGAAAAUGUGAUGCCAUCUAUUGAUUAUUCCACAGACAGUAACACGCACAGCCACACUAGCACAGAAGGCAAGGACAGCAGUAAGGCAGCACCAGCAUCUCUCACCCAUUUCAAUGGGAAUGGAAAUGCUAACGAAAUUCAGGCCUCUGUAGAUACCAAACAAGAAGGGAAACCGAAAAUGAAGACAGAGCCUUCCAAUGGCCUUCCACCAAAGAAAGAGGAGAGUUCACAAGACAGAGAGGCACUUGCACUGAAACCUGACUUGGCUGCAAAAGAGGAGGGGGUAUCUCCAGAGCUACCGGAUGCUCAAGUUGCCAAAGUUCUGCCUCCGAAACCAGCUGAUGAAAAGAUGACACUGAGCCAAGAACAGGCCUUCGCGGAAUGUUCCCAGAAGAGGAUUCUUGGCUUGCUGGCAGCCAUGUUGCCUCCCUUGAAAUCAGGCUCGGCGGCGUCCCUAAUUAACCUGGACCAGAUCCUCCCCCUCAUGUUUCAAGUUGUCAUCUCCAACGCUGGCCAUUUGAACGAAACCUACCACUUGACCUUGGGGCUCCUGGGCCAACUGGUUCGGAGGCUGACUCCUGCCGAAGUGGAUGCUGCCGUGACCAAGGUCCUCUCAGCUAAGCACAGCCUCGUCGCCGCCGGAGAUGGCUCCACGGUGCCGGAAGGCUGGAAGACGACCCAUCUCCUUUUCAGCCUGGGAGCCGUCUGCUUGGAUAGCCGUGUAGGCCUAGACUGGGCGUGCACCAUGGCAGACAUCCUUCGAGCGCUGAAUUCCUCCACCCAGUGGCAUGGGGUGAUUGCCACUUUCACAGACCAUUGCAUCAAACAGCUGCCCUUCCAGUUGAAGCACACGAACAUCUUCACCUUAUUGGUACUCGUUGGCUUUCCAGAGGUUCUGUGCAUGGGCACUCGUUCGGUGUACAUGGAUAAUGCAAACGAAGCCCACAACGUGAUCAUUCUAAAGCACUUCACAGAGAAGAACAGGGCAGUGGUUGUGGAUGUCAAAACCCGAAAAAGGAAAUCAGUGAAAGACUACCAGCUAGUUCAGAAGUGUGGCCAAGAUGACAGCGAAUCGCAGGGCCAGCUGUGCCAAUACCUCCAGCAUUUUGUUUUCAUAACCAGCCACCUUCUCCAGACAAGCAUCGACAGCAGCUUUGCCGAGGCAGUGGAAGCAUCCUGGGUCUUGUCUCUGGCUCUGAAGGGACUUCACAGAACGCUCAAGAUGCAUGCCUUCGAAGAAAUCCGCACUGCCUUCCUUCAGACGGGCUUGCUUAAGCUGCUGGUGAAGAAGUGCAGCAAAGGAACCGGCUUCAGCAAGACGUGGCUUCUCCGAGACCUAGAGAUCUUGUCAAUCAUGCUUUACUCCUCCAAAAAGGAGAUAAGCUCCCUAGCUGAGCGGAAGGACCCAAGACUGGAGGACAGGGAUGAGGAGCCGGCGGUGGAUCAGUCUGUCGUCAUUUCUACUGAGGCAGACCAGAACCGGCCUGACCCCCUGGAGGGCUUGGACGAAGCCACCAAAAUCUGCUUCCUGAUGACGCACGAUGCUCUCGACGCCCCUCUGCAUAUCCUUCGGGCCAUGUAUGAAUUGCAGAUGAAGAGAACAGAUUCUUUCUUCCUGGAGGUUCAGAAGAGAUUUGAUGGGGAUGUAGUCACCACUGAUGAGAGGAUCCGAACCCUGGCUCAGAAAUGGCAGCCCAGCAAGCGCUUGCGCACAGAGGAACAGAGUUCCAAAGCAGUAGAUACUGACAUGAUCAUCUUACCCUGCCUGUCCAAGCCCGCCCCCAGCGACAAAGCCACCGAAGAAUCCAACCCUAUCUCUCAGAAGCUCAUCACCAACACAGAAAGCGACCUCCAGCUCAGCUACGCCAAGCAGCGCCGCACCAAAAGUUCCAUCUUGCUGCAGAAGGAGUUGGACUCCAGGAGCAAGAAAGCUGUGCGGGGCUACCUCCACCGGGUCAACGAGGCGACAGCAGUCCUCUACGCCAGGCACGUCCUCGCCUUGCUGCUAGCCAAGUGGCCCGACGACGUGGCCAUCAGCGAGGAGAUGCUGGAGCUCAGUGGCCCAGCUCACAUGACUUACAUCCUGGACAUGCUGAUGCAGCUGGAGGAGAAACAGCUGUGGGAAAAGAUUCUCCUGAAAGUGCUGCGUGGCUGCAACGAAAGCAUGCUUGCAACAAUGGCGCUCACAGCCUGUCAGUUUAUGGAGGAGCCUGGGAUGGCCAUCCAAGUGCGCGAAUCCAAACAUCCCUACAACAACAAUACAAACUUUGAGGAUAAGGUUCACAUCCCCGGUGCUAUCUACCUCUCCGUCAAGUUUGAUCCCCAGUGUAACACCGAAGAGGGGUGCGAUGAACUGCUCAUAUCCAGCAGCAGUGACUUGCAGCAUGACCGGCACAGCUUCAGCGGACCCCCACACAAGUGGACCGACUUUGAACUCCCAGGAGAUACACUGUACUAUCGAUUUACAUCCGACAUGAGCAACACUGAAUGGGGCUACAAGUUUACAGUGACGGCCGGUCACCUGGGGAGGUUCCAAACAGGGUUUGAGAUCCUAAAACAGAUGCUGUCAGAGGAAAGGGUGGUCCCUCAUAUUCCACUGGCCAAAGUUUGGGAGUGGCAGGUGGGCGUGGCCUGUCGACAAACGGGCCACCAGCGAUUGAAAGCCAUCCACUUGCUCCUGAAGAUAGUGCAGUGCUGCAGCCAAAGGGACUGCGACCUCACGUUACUGAAGCCACUGUGGGAGCUUUUCACCCGCAUGGAGAACAACAUGCGCGUCGACAUGACAAAGCCGGGAAUCCUCCUCCCACUUCACCGGGCGCUGACCGAACUUUUCUUUGUUACUGAAAACAGAGUCAGUGAACUUGGAACUCUGCAGGAAUACUUGCUUGCCUUAAAUACGGAAGACCAUCUUCACCGCUGUACAGCACAGGCCCUGAAAAACAUUGCUGCUAUUAGCCUUGCCAUUAACUAUCCCAACAAAUUGACAAGUCUCUGGAAUGUUUAAUGAGCAAGACUUGUGGUUUUGGGGAUAGGGUAGUUUUUUGUCCGUAGGAACAGCGCAAGCACCGGAGCUUGUUCCAGGCAUGGGAGAACGGACAAGAGGGAGAGACAGGGUCCUUCUGCUUCCGUGUACAUGCACAACGCAGCCACACACACAACCCACCCGCA